Molecule: messenger RNA, 1230 nt
Organism: Dermacentor silvarum
Lineage: Eukaryota; Metazoa; Arthropoda; Arachnida; Ixodida; Ixodidae
Exons: 2
Coding region: 93-1004 (303 amino acids)
Source: RefSeq, a predicted model, not a curated record
GGACAUCAGUCGACACCAAAGACAGAUUCUGAAGCCAAAUACACACGUCUCAAUUGAAAAGCCGUGCUAAUUGAAACAAGACAUCCGCUACAAUGAAGUUCUUCGCCACCGCUGUCCUUGGCUCCCUCCUUGCCUGCUCUGUGCUUGCCGAGGACGCUGCAAAAAGCAAGGAGAGCAAGAAAGAGGAGAAGAAAGAAGUUGAAGCUCGUGGAGGCAUCCUGGGUGCUGGAGUCGGACUUGGAGGUGUCGGCGGCGGCUACGGUGCUGGGGUGGGCUCCGGUAUCGGAGGCACUGGUCUCGGAGGAGCUGGACUCGGCGGAGUUGGACUGGGCGGCGCCAGUUACGGGGGAGCUGGUCUCGCGGGGCCGGUUCCUGGCGUGAUCGGCAGUGGUCUCGGAGGAGCUGGGCUCGGCGGCGUCGGCCUGACUGGGGCUAGUUAUGGCGGAGUGGGUCUUAACAGAGCUAGUCUUGGCGGAGCCGGUCUUGGAGGCGCUGGUCUUGACGGAGCUGGUCUUGGAGGCGCUGGUCUUGGCGGUGUCGGUCUUAGCGAAGCCGGUCUUGGAGGCGCUGGGCUCGCUGGCCCGGCCCUCGUGGGACCUGGAGUCGCUGGAGCGGGAGCCUUGGGAACCGGAGUCGUAGGCAACUCAGGUCUCGUCGGUACCGGCCUUGGCCGCGGCCUCGGUGGAGGUUUCCAAUCAGCGCAUGGUUCUUCAGCCGGAGGACACCAGGCCGGAUUCCAGGGGGGCGCGUCCGGUCACAACCAGGGAUCUGGAAGUUUCGCCAGUGGCGCUUCUCAGAGCAGGGUGAACGCGUUCAACAACAAGCAGGGCUACAGCCACAGCUCUGGAUUCUCGGCCAGCGACAGCAAGGCGUUUGGAUCUGGCCACAAGCAGGGCUCAUCCGGUUUCAAGAAUGGAGCUGCUGGGCACCAAUCGGGCUUUGGACAAUCCUCGUAUGGAAAGGCAGCGGGAGUCGGCGUUGGUGGUGUGGGCCUGCACGGCUGAAGAACACUGUCAAUUGGUUAAAAACCACCAGUUAGCUUCUAUGAAGUUGUGUCCUUUUUCUUAGUUCUUUGUAGCAGGGAUGGUGCUGUGCCAAGAACAGUAUAGACUCAACACCUCUUGAUAUUAUUCUUCAGUCUGUUCCUUCUCAUGGGGCUUGUCAUAUCGCAUUGAAUAUGUUUUGCGAACAUCAAUUUUCAUAAUGCGUUAGAUCUGUAUAAUUAAAAAA